AUGUAUCAACGAUUGUUGAUUUUCUGCUUUGCACUUGCAACUUUAGUGCCUGCCAAUCACUUUCUCGACACAUGUAGGAAGGUUGGAUUAACUGUCAAUGGCCGCACUUUAGUUGCAGACUGCAGAUAUAAGAACCAGAAAGACGAUGAAAAGGCGUAUAAGUCAGCAUUAGAUUUGAACCGUUGCCUUAAGCUCAACGACUGGGGUGAUAUAACAGCUGAAGCUGAUGGAAAUUUCUUGCCCAGCGUGAGGGAAUGUCGCCUUGACAAACUUGCCACAUUGACCUGUGUAUACUUUGGCGAGGAAGGUCAGAAGAAUUGUCUUUUCAAUCUAAAUAAUGUCGUGUUCAACAAAGAUGGUAUUUUGGGUUGCUUCAAUUACACCGGUGUGCCCAUUGAAGACGCCCAAGCUUGGGAAUGA
Messenger RNA from Aspergillus pseudotamarii, 420 nucleotides. RefSeq lists its product as uncharacterized. Lineage: Eukaryota; Fungi; Ascomycota; Eurotiomycetes; Eurotiales; Aspergillaceae. The coding region runs from base 1 to 420 and encodes 139 amino acids. The record is from RefSeq and is a predicted model, not a curated record. The transcript is spliced from 3 exons.